Molecule: messenger RNA, 5373 nt
Organism: Candoia aspera
Lineage: Eukaryota; Metazoa; Chordata; Lepidosauria; Squamata; Candoiidae
Gene: CHIC2
Product: cysteine rich hydrophobic domain 2
Exons: 6
Coding region: 173-670 (165 amino acids)
Cellular component (GO): plasma membrane; Golgi-associated vesicle
Source: RefSeq, a predicted model, not a curated record
GGGGAUCUCGACGGGCGCUUCCUCCCGGCGGCUGUGAGGGGAGACUUCGGCGGCCCUUUCGGCUGGGGUGUCGGCGGCGGCUUGGGCGCCUGGGCUGGCCGACUCCCCCGCCUCUCUGUCUCUCCUUCUUCCCGCGGGUGCUCGGGAGCGUCAUCGUGGCCCGGCCUCGGUCAUGGCGGACUUCGAUGAGAUUUACGAGGAAGAGGAAGACGAGGAACGGGCCUUGGAGGAACAGCUGCUGAAGCACUCGCCAGACCCGGUGGUGGUGCGCGGCUCCGGCCAUGUCACUGUGUUUGGGCUGAGCAACAAAUUUGAAGCAGAGUUUCCUUCAUCACUGACAGGAAAAGUUGCACCUGAAGAGUUUAAAGCCAGCAUCAGCCGAGUGAACAGCUGUCUUAAGAAGAAUCUUCCAGUUAAUGUCCGGUGGUUACUCUGCGGCUGCCUUUGCUGCUGUUGCACCUUAGGCUGUAGUAUGUGGCCUGUGAUUUGCCUCAGUAAAAGAACACGAAGAUCGAUUGAGAAGUUAUUAGAAUGGGAAAACAAUAGAUUGUACCACAAGCUGUGCUUGCAUUGGAGGCUAAGCAAAAGGAAAUGUGAAUCGAAUAACAUGAUGGAAUAUGUCAUUCUUAUAGAAUUUUUACCAAAGACACCAAUUUUCCAACCAGAUUAGCAUUUGCUUUACAUAGAGACUUCCUGAGUAUGUUUUAUUUCCAACGGUGCCUUGCUUGGUGCUCUCCUCGUGAUGAUACAGAGUUGGUUCUACAGAAUCUUGUGGUGUUCUUCGUUCUUUUCUCUUUCGCUCUCUCCGGUUUUGUUUGUUUUUUUUUGAACAGCAUGUUCAAAGUGCAUUUUUGUCAAAUUUGGCAGAUAACAUUUUGUGUGGUUUAAAUUAUUACCUUCCCCCUUUCUGUUAAUGAACCCUGGUUUUCAGAGUCUUGAGGUAUGGGUAUACGUGUGGGUAUGUGUUUGAAUAUGCACACACAGACAUACAGGCGUGUGUGUUUAUGUAUAUAUACAUAUAUAGCUAUUAUAUACAAAUGAAAAUAGCUAUAAGUAUUCUAACCCCCAGAUAGACAUGUGAAAAUUGGCAAUCAUUUUAACCUAUGCACUUGCAUCUUGUCUAAAUCUCACCAUAUUUGGCUGGUGAUGAUAAUCUGUUUAUCAGAUUUUUUCCCCCUCCUCCUCUCUGGGAUGUAAAAUCAGCCUCUUCUGAGCCAACAAGCAGUAUUCCUUCAAAGCUCUAACAUCCAUUCCCUUUCUACUUUUUCCUGUUUCUUGAAGAAAUCCUGUCUGCUCAGAAGAUGUUCCUCCUCCAGAAACUUGAACAUGGAUUGCUGUUUCUCCACUGGAAGACUCAGUGGCAGAUUUGCGGGUGUCCAAUGGCUAAUCCUGCUCAGGAUUGUAAAAUUGACUAGUAUUUCCUAAGAGGGCUGGUGCACGUAUAACAGUGGGUAAUUUUCCUAUGGCUAAGAGAUUCGAAGUGGCCGAAUAGAACCUAGGGUUUUACAGUCUACUCCUAAUCUCUUAAUCAUGGUGAAAAAAUAAAGUGAUAUUUUGUUUAUACCAACUCCAUAUGUGUUUGUAUGGGUGCUUGUGAGGGGGGGGAGUGAGUGAGUGAAUAUGUGUAUGUUGGUGUGCAAGCCAGCAUGUAUUGUGGUUCAUGACAUGUAACAGCUUUCCUGUUCCUACUGUUUACCUGAUUGAAUAGUACACAAGGAUGCAAGAUGCACAGAACUAUAUUUGUUAAUAUUUCAGUAGUUUGAGUUAUUGAAUGUUACAGUGUUUGGCUCCAACCCACAGAAAGCUGUAUUUAAAUCCCAUUAAAAUCAUUGGGCUUCGUUAGUUGUUGCUACUGCUAUUAAGUUCUAUUUAUUUCAUUAGGGCUUAAGUGCAACUAAUAUUCUCCUUUCUUUAUUUUGAAGCUUUCCCUUGGGUUGGGGCCUUUGUGUGUAAAACAUUAACAGCAUUGUACCAGAAGCUAGCGAUGUGUUGUUAAUGUCUUGAUUUUUACAUCUGUACAUCAGAUGGAUGAAUUUUAAAAAUGGUUAUUUGAAUUAAUAGUUUACUGAAUGUCUGGAGUAAAUACUUACUGCAUUCUAGCUUCUAAAUUUUUUGUUUACAUGGUUAGCUUUCUGUUUCAUUUUUAUUAUUUGCACAAGGAAACUUUUUAAGAAUAUGAAUAUGUAAUAAUACGCUGUGGUCAGGCCAGUUUUUAGUUUCUUGGCUGUGCAUAUCUUCAUGUAUUUAAUGCCUGUUGAAUGCAGUUAUUUCUGAAACAUUGUUUCUGGAUUUUAAUGUAGGUGAACUAUAACAUAUUUUAAGGGCCUGUUCUUCAUGUAGCAGAGCAAUAAUGUGAAUAGCCAACAAAUACAGUUUGCAUAAUAUUUGUAUUAAUGAAAUGUUUAUCCCACUACAAGAAUAUCAGUUUUUUUCAUUUAAAUAUGUGUUUUGCUUUACUGUCAUAUACAGAUAUGUUUAUUGUGUAUUUGCCAAUGUUUGCUACUCAUAGCAGAUCGCUAAUAUAUUUUGAAUAUAUUUUGAGACAAUUUAAAGCUCUGUUGGCAUAUCACACCAUAUAGUGGCUCCAGUACUGUACUUUUAUUGGUUAAUCUUGUCAUGAUUCAGCCAGAGUCUGGCAUUUUUGAAUCUCACUGAGUUCAAUGGGAGAGAGUUGAAGCAUAUGCUUAGCCCCUCUCUGUUACAAAAAACAAUACAACUGGCUUUGAUUGGAUGACAUGCAUUGUUCUUUGCUUGAAAUAUGUAUCUGGAUUCUUUUUAAAAUAGGCUAGGUUCCCCUAUUACUUUAAGCCAUAAUAUAGUUUGCUUGAUUGGGCUGAGUGUGUUGUGCGAAUGAAAUCAUGGUUUGUUUUAGGGCAUUAAACUAUAGGUUGAAACCAUGGUUUAUUGUCGGCUUACUGACUACAACCAUGGCUUUGUGUGGAAAAUGACCAGGUAUAUAUGGAUGGAUGGUUUCCUGAUUUAUUUUUGGUUUGAUUCUGUACCCCACUGAAACCUUUAACCAGGCCUCAGAAACACGAGUAGACGAAAACAAGGAAAACAAAUCAAAAUUGCCCCAAAAGCUAAAAUUACUUUGCCCAUCUAACUUGGUUAAGAAAUCAUAGUAGGACCAUCCCAUGGUUGAUUACAAUACAUGAAUGCAGCCUAUGAAACAGCUUUAAAAUGUAUAUGUAGUUUUAGUCAGGUAUUCCAAAACUAUUUCCUAUCAUUCGUGAUCUGCUUUUUUCUUAACAAGAGAAACUGUAAAGCGUUUUUCUCCUCUUCUGUGAAUGUUCCAUAAUGUCUUAGAACAUAUGCACUUUUUAGACACAUAUUUAUAAUAAAGACUUGGGCGUUCUCCAACACAGUGCACUUACUGAUUUGAAUGGGCUUAAUUGUGCCUAUAUCUGUGUUGGCAUGGAGCCUUUAAGAUAAGAACACACACAAGAUGUAAAAUUCACUGUUGUUCCUAAAUGGAGAGAAAAUUGCUGUUAACCCUUAGCUUCUUAGGUCUAUCUCUUCACUUCUGUGAAGGUAGGACCUCUUUCCAAGGAUCUCUUUUGCAUUGUUUAGUUUUCCUGGGGAAAGAAAUGGGUAACUCUUUCCGUGUGCAAGAGCUUGGCCUGCAUGCUAGAGCUCCUGUAUGUGCAUAUAACCGCUGAAUAGAUUGAACGUUUGAUUCAUUAUAUUAGAAAACUUGGCUUAUAAGUAUUUUAUUCCUCAAAGUUUUUGUCAAUCAGAACUUUACAUGGACAGUUUUACAGCCUACUUGCAAUAGCAUAGAUGUUUUUGUGAUCAGGCCUGCAUAUAAUGCUCAUUAGGGCUACAAAGACACUAAUGAAAUGAGGAGUAUGUCAAUAUUAUCCUUCCCUCUUAGUUAAGUGUUGUGUCUGAUAUAAUUUGGGUAAUCUGUUGGAUGGUAGUACAGCCCCAUAACUACUUCUGUGAGUGAUCUACUUGUUGAGCUGCCUAUUCUGAGAAGAAGGGUUUAGCAUGACAUGGCAAUUCCUUCUUUAAUUCAAAAGUCAUGCACAGAAUUGCAGACGUUGCAGGAAGAGAGCCAUGGUAGUCUAUGGCAGUGUUUCUCAACCUUGGCAACUCUAAGAUGUCUGGACUUCAGCUCCCAGAGUUCCUCAGCCAGCAUGGCUGGCUGGGGAGUUCUGGGAGCUGAAGUCCAGACAUCUUAGAGGUGCCAAGGUUGAGAAACACUGGUCUAUUGUGGCAAAAAAUUGAGAAUAUAGUCACACUUUUUCCAGCUAGCAAGUUUUAUUAAAAGGCAUAAGCUUUCAUGAGCUGGGGCUCACUUCGCAGAUGCAUAGAGUCACUAGAGUGAUGUGGGAUUUAAAUAGGGGUGAGGUGAUGAUGUGAAAGAUCUUGCCUUUUAAAAUUGCUCUAAUAAAUAGACUUUUUGCAUAACAGUGAUUUACCUGAAUCUAGAAACUGAGGUUGGCUGAUCACCCUCUAAAUCCAUGGAUACCUUUGGCUAGAUUCACAACGAUUUAUACAACUGUGUUAUUUGGCAGUCUUUUUAAUAAGCAUGUCCACUCAUUUGAUUUGGGUUGCUUUAUAUACAUUUACCACCAUAUCUUUUCUCUUUGGGAUUGGUGGGCUGGGUUGGAUUUACUUGAGUUACAAGCACAAAACUAAGAGAUUGCUAAUUUCUUCGUGCAUGUCUAUGUAAUUGAUAACAGAUUUACAUCCCACAUGGCGGUGGCAUCAUGUAUAGUAAAGCUGAUAAUAAAAAUGAAAUGCGAAGAGUAAUGAGGCAAGGAAAAGUAUAAUAUCAUUAUUGUUCAGAUCUUGCAUCCACAGAAAGAGUUUUCAGACAGAAUUCACAUUUAUUCAGUUAUGAGUGUAACAGAAUUACAGCUGGUCCUCAAAACAUUGCUUUGCAUUUACAUUGCUCAUUUAAAAUAAUCGUAUGGUUACAUGCCUCUAUAUAUGCAAAUUACUUGAUGUUCUUCCUGCUUGUAUAUAAUUCCCCUCUGAACCAGAGGUACUUGAAGGUACUAAAAGUGGCAGGAAACCCACCCUAACCACGAAGGACUUGUCAGUGCCCUUGUUUUUGCAGUAUCAGACAAGUAGCAAAAAGGGUUUCACUGGUUCCUUGAUGGGCCAGUAUAUGGGGCUGAUUUUUUUCAUCCUAAACUGAAACUAUUUUAUAAUUGUGCAGGUCUACAUUUAGAAACGUGUGUUCUUUAUGAAAUUAUCAAAAAAGUUUAAGGCUAUACGUACCAAGGUUAAUCUUACUAAAGAGUAAGCGGUCCUGAACACAUUUAGUAAGCAUAAGACUGUAAUGUAACCCUAACUUUUUGGACUGCUAAUAAAAACAGAACCUCUUAUGAGGAUUAAGAAAAUGCAACUCCGGUUAAUCAA